AUGUUUGAUACAAGUGAUAAUUCGUUUGUUGGUGAUCAUACUAUUAAUUCUGAUUUUAAUGAGACCCAUAUUUCAAGUGAACAAGAUACUCAAAAUGAUCUAUACCUUGGCGGACAAGGCACUGCUAAUGGGUUAGGUGAUGCCACUGAGAACGGGGACUCCGAUCCCACAUCUAAGGACAAGAAUCCCAAACUGUCAAAGGAACUAAAAACUAUAAUAAGCAACGCAAACUCUCUGCUGACGUCUUUAGAGGAAGAACACAGGCAUGAUCUUGCGAUCCACCUCUACUCUUCAUACCUGUUAAGGAAACUUUUGUAUCAGGCACAUGAAAAGAAACAUUUUCAGGAGGUAGACAUAUUUAUCAGGACUCAGAUCAGAGAAGGUUGGGCCAGUUGGCCCAAUCCCAAUACUACAAUCGACCCUCAACUGGAUAGGGUUUACGAGGAUAAUUUUAUGGCAGAACGACGGGUCGAUGUAAGUGACGAAAUGCGGAAUGAAAUAGAUGCUUUCGAUAAGAAAGAGUACCGGAAAAUAUCAGAUUACUCCAUGAAACACGCAAGGAAUAUGCUGCGGAUGGAACUAAAUUCACAUUGGCAACAUCGGUUACAACAAGCCGCAUGCAAAACCGGCAAGACACUUGAUGUGAACAGCAUUGACAUACCUACCGACAUCUCAAACGAAAUCAUGAACAAGUUGGAUCAUUUUCUAGCUGGUCUGAACACAAAAAUUGCCAAGAUUAACAAAUUCGACGUUAAACAAAGUGAUUCCGAGAAGAAGCUAACUUUGAUCCAGAAAGACAUUGGCCAAUUGAAAUCCAACAGACACAUAGAGUUUGACUACCAUGAUAUAAUCAGCCGAGGUUGUGAGAUGGGAAUCGACAUGCGGAAUAUAUACAUGAAGAGUCUAGAGCUAUACAACGACAUACCGUCCAAGUUCGACAAAUCACAGUUUAAGAUACCCAAACAAAUAUUGGCAAAGUACAAACCCGCGGCUGCUGAUCCCAGCAAGGACAAAUUCAACGAAAUAGUCUCACGUAUGAAGGACGACUAUGUCUUAUUUGAUAACUUAAUAUCGGAUAAACGCCUAACUUCCACAAGUAAACUACCAUGGAAGAAACUGUAUAAGAAGGAAAAAGAUUUACUUCUGGCAAAGAAGGUGUUUUUCUAUGUCAAGGGGUAUCAGGAAGAAGAAAGCUCCGAGGAUGAAUACUCAGCUGAAGAUUGCAUAGUCAAAAUACCAAGACGACACUAG
Messenger RNA from Nakaseomyces glabratus, 1251 nucleotides. RefSeq names its product Rrn9p (gene RRN9). Lineage: Eukaryota; Fungi; Ascomycota; Saccharomycetes; Saccharomycetales; Saccharomycetaceae. The record is from RefSeq and is a predicted model, not a curated record.